Molecule: messenger RNA, 3593 nt
Organism: Panicum virgatum (switchgrass)
Lineage: Eukaryota; Viridiplantae; Streptophyta; Magnoliopsida; Poales; Poaceae
Product: P-loop guanosine triphosphatase YjiA-like
Exons: 12
Coding region: 33-1412 (459 amino acids)
Cellular component (GO): cytoplasm
Source: RefSeq, a predicted model, not a curated record
GCCAAGCGGAGAAGAAGCGCCUCUUCCUCUCCAUGGUCCGUGCCUCAAUAUCCACUUGCCCUCUCGGGCUCUCGCACACACCCUCGCUCACCAUGGCGGCGCUGUGCUCCGCCUCCCCGGCCAUCUCCACGGUGGCGUCUCUCGGACUUCCCGCGGGCCGGGUCGCCUCCCUCCUCCGCCUGCGCGCCGCCUCGCGUUCCUACUCCGCCGCCGCAGCACCACGGGCUGCUACUGCGGGGGCGCCGUCGUGGCGAGCGCGCCGGAGAUUCGCGGCGUCGGCGGCUUCCACGACAGAGGAGUGUUCUGGAGUAGAUACGAUGAUCACACCCGACAAUCGCAUCCCCGCCACCAUCAUCACCGGCUUCCUAGGUUCCGGCAAGACAACUUUACUGAAUCACAUCUUGACUGCUCACCAUGGAAAGCGAAUUGCUGUUAUAGAAAAUGAGUUUGGAGAAGUAGACAUCGAUGGGUCACUAGUUGCUGCACAAACUGCUGGAGCUGAGGACAUAAUGAUGCUAAAUAAUGGCUGCCUUUGCUGCACUGUGCGUGGUGAUUUAGUCCGUAUGAUUGGUGAAUUGGUCAACAAGAAGAAGGGGAAGUUUGAUCAUAUUGUUAUUGAGACGACAGGUUUGGCUAAUCCAGCGCCAAUUAUACAGACAUUCUAUGCAGAGGAUGUAGUUUUUAAUGAUGUCAAGCUGGAUGGUGUGGUAACUUUAGUUGAUGCAAAGCAUGCUAGAUUGCAUUUGGAUGAAGUAAAGCCCAAGGGUAUAGUCAAUGAAGCAGUUCAGCAAAUUGCCUAUGCUGACAGGAUUAUAGUUAACAAGAUUGAUCUUGUAAAUGAACCUGAAGUUUCUUCCUUGGUUGAGCGUAUAAGGGGUAUUAAUCGCAUGGCUAAUUUGAAACGAGCUGAGUAUGGCAAAGUUGAUUUAGAUUAUGUUCUUGGAAUUGGAGGAUUUGAUCUUGAGAGGAUUGAGAGUGCUGUCUCUGAAAAAUCACACGAAGACCACAAGGAACAUGACCAUCAUCAUGAGCAUGAGCAUGACCACGACCAUCACCAUCAUGACCAUGACCAUGGACACGACCAUCAUGCACAUGAUCAUACCCAUGAUCCUGGUGUUUCUUCUGUGAGCAUUGUUUGUGAAGGGGAGAUGGAUCUUGAAAAGGCUGACAUGUGGUUGGGGAAUCUACUGCUGGAACACAGUGAAGAUAUAUACAGGAUGAAAGGACUGCUUUCUGUCAGUGGAAUGCCUCAACGAUUCGUGUUUCAGGGAGUGCACGACAUUUUCCAGGGAUCACCUGAGAGGAUGUGGGAGCCAAAUGAGCCACGCAUCAACAAGAUUGUCUUCAUUGGAAGGAACCUCAACAAAGAAGAGCUGGAGAAGGGCUUCAAGGAUUGCCUGCUGAAGAAAUAGACCGAGUCUAGCUUCUAUGAUUUUCCAACAUACGGGAUGGAUCUCCAGCUUCAUGAUUUUGAGCUUUGCGGCUGCAGAACUUAUCCUUGAGAAACCAAGUAUCGAACUGACGUGAAGUGUGAGAUUGUAUAGAAUGGAUAGCUUCAUUGCAACCCUGCAUCCUUCUACAACAACACAACAGCAGUGCAGUAGCCAUUUAUAUCACAGUAUCAUUGCACCUUCAUCUCAGUGCACGGUGUUGAACUGUAACCUCUAGAUCUAGAGAUAGAUUAAGACUUUCAGUGUGGCCCGAGGAAAUCGCAUAAGCGCAUUUGCGAUACUUCAUGGAAUAUUACUAAUGUACUAUGUAUUAUUAACUGGGAGGUGUUCAAAUUUAAAGCAUCUUUACCUCUGUUCUGAUUGGGAAGAUAAAUACUUCUACUACUUUGCCAUUGCAAUACAAUUCUGUGUAGAAUUUGUAUUCCGAGCUGGAAUCUGAUUACACAAAAAAUACCGAUCCGAUCGAACAGACUCAAAGGGUUAGAAUAGUCAGAAGCAAGAGCUAUAUAUCAAGCCCAGACUCAAGGGCGCAAUGCCUAAGCCUUUCUUCCCGGCAAAGAAAGAAACGAGCAGCAGCGGCGGAACGAGAGAGAAGCAGCAGCAGCGACGAUGGCGAGCGGCGGCAUGAAGAGGGAGAUCAGCGAGACCCAUGAUGCCCUCCGCUUCGGCAUCAACGCCGGCGUCAAGGCCGACCUCGCGCCGCCGCACCCGCUCCAGUCCACCAUCCAGUCGGAGGCCAAAUUCUGGGCGGACAAGAAGAAGUUCGGGACGGAGGCCAUCUACGGAUCCGCCUUCAACAUCCGCAAGGAUCUCGAUGCCCAAAUCCUCUCCAGGUCCUUCACUGCCCCUUUCAAUUUCCCCCGAAUAUUUUUUUGUUACCUCCAUCAAUUCUUUCGAGCUUCCAGUUUGUAGUAGGUGAUGCGAGCAUCAGAAAAGUGUAUAGUGGUUUCGAUCCUGUCUGCUGGAAUUAACCGUGGCAAUGGAAGUUUGGACGACUAUUGACUUCCUUAAACUUCUCUUACCCUCGAGUUCCGGAUGUUUUGUUCAUAUUUGCACUGGAUCAUGAUUUAUGGGCCAUCCCAUCAAUUGAGUUAGUGCAGAGGUUCCUGGUUUAUGAGUCAGGCUUGUCUACAUGGUUUUGACAUCUGACUAGAAGGCUGUUAACAUUUUAAGCAUAUAUGUGAUUCCAUUGCCCUUGUUGGGUGCUGUAUCCUUGAUGCUACUGCAGGGUUGAUUGUACAUAAAAUUAGGCUGUUUGUGUAUAAAGCAGCCAAUAGUGAAAUGGUUUAAUUUUUUUUAUUGCCGUGUGGAUGCCAUGUUUGUCAGUGUUGAAGCUCCAUCCUGCUAACAGCUUAUUAGCAAUUUUUUUACUGCAUGCUUGGCAUCGUCUAAAUUUUUUUUUCCUGUGCAUUUAAAUGCCUUAGUGUAUUAAUGUAAUGUUAUUAAAUUUAUAACAAUUUUGAGGCUUUCCGAUAGACUUAGUUUGGUACGCAGUGCUUUGACAAAUAAAACACACACGAUUCUGAUAUCACAUUUGCUUUGCUAUUUGUUUCUAAAUGGAUCAUUGGGAAUGCCUGGACCUGGACCUUUCUAUACUUAAUUAGGCAAUCAUAUUUAAACAUUUUUCUCAUCGGUGCCUUCUAACACCAAUGAUUCAUGGAGAAAAAAGGAAUGAAGCAUGAUAUAGGAGGAAACCUUUUAUUUUGUUUAUGCGGUGUCCUUCCAAUGACAUCAUGCAUAUCUUUUGUUUUUUAUCUUAAAUUUGUUUUUUGAUGAUUAGCAUGCGCUGAUGGACAUCUGUGAUGACAGGUUCCAAAGGCCCCCUGGUGCUUUACCAUCAUCUAUGCUUGGAUAUGAGGCACUGACAGGUUCCCUGGAUGAUUUUGGAUUUGAAGAUUAUCUUAACAUGCCUCAAGAUUCUGACAGUUUCCGUCAACCUGACAUGCACCAUGGAAUGGAGGUUCGACUUGGCUUGUCCAAGGGACCUAUCUGCCCUAGCUUCAUUUGAUCCAUCCAUGUAGUUCUGCAGUACGUUGUGCACCUCCGUCCAUUGCGUCGGUCAAUAGACCAUAUUAUCAUGGUGAAAAGUGAAAACCGAUGAGGCUAGCACCUGUUCAAUGUUCAGUGUCAUGUUUCAGUCAA